Zingiber officinale is the source of this 1202-nucleotide messenger RNA. Its product is annotated as protein EXORDIUM-like 5. The record is from RefSeq and is a predicted model, not a curated record. The transcript has a single exon. Lineage: Eukaryota; Viridiplantae; Streptophyta; Magnoliopsida; Zingiberales; Zingiberaceae. Bases 52 to 1095 code for a protein of 347 amino acids.
CUAGCUGGCCUUCACUCUCAUCACUCGUCACACCCCCAACCCAAAAUCAAGAUGGAGUUGCUGCUGCCUCUCUUUUUCUUCUUUUUUGGCCUCCUCCUUUCCUUCCCUUCCUUCCUCCUCGCUGCUUCUCCUUUCCCCUUUUCCCACCACCACCUCCGCUUGGCCGGAAGCAUCAGAUCCGCCGGCGCCGGGGCGGCGUUGGCCGAGUCCAAGCGCUACGAGGGUUCCUCCGACCUCGUCAACCUCCGCUACCACAUGGGCCCCGUUCUCUCCUCCCCGAUCAACCUCUACCUCGUCUGGUACGGUCCGUGGACUGCCGCCCAGCAAGCCCCGCUCCGCGACUUCCUCCUCUCGCUCUCCGAUCCUUCCACUCCACCUCCCUCCGUCGCUCAGUGGUGGUCCACCGUCGCGCUCUACCCCGACCAGACCGGCGCCAACGUCUCCCGCCGCGUCGCCGUCGCGGCCGAGGCCUCCCUCCCGCAUCUCCCGCGCGGCGCUUCCCUCACCCGGCUUUCCAUCCAGCUCGUCAUCGCCGAUGCCCUCGCCGCGCGAUCCCUCCCCGUCGACCACGGCCGCGGCGCCUACAUCGUCCUCACCGCGCCCGGCGUCGCCGUCCAGGACUUCUGCCGCGCCGCCUGCGGCUUCCACUACUUCACCUUCCCUUCCCUCGUCGGCCACACGCUGCCCUACGCCUGGGUCGGCCACAGCGGCAAGCAGUGCCCCGACGUCUGCGCUUACCCCUUCGCCGUGCCGACCUACAUGGCCGGCAGCGUCGGGGCCAUGAGCCCGCCCAACGGCGACGUCGGCGUCGACGGCAUGGUCAGCGUGCUAGCGCACGAGAUGGCGGAGCUCUCCACCAACCCGCUGAUUAACGCGUGGUACGCCGGCGAGGACCCGACGGCGCCCACUGAGAUCGCCGACCUCUGCGAAGGCGUCUACGGCACCGGCGGCGGCGGCGGCUACACGGGGCAAGUGAGCAAGGACGAGAUGGGACGGAGCUAUAACCUAAACGGACGAAAUGGGCGGAAAUUUUUGGUGCAGUGGAUUUGGAGCCCGAUCGCAAAGGCCUGUAGAGGACCCAACGCCAUGGAUUAAUUUCUCCGCCAUGACUGCUUUCUCUCCGCAUUUAAUUCCACUGUUUUAAUCUUUUAGCUGCAGAUUGUAAAUAUAAGCUCUAUAAAUAAAUUAAUUUUUUUCUCUCA